This is a messenger RNA of Talaromyces proteolyticus, 1282 nucleotides long. RefSeq names its product pre protein translocase subunit Sec66. Gene Ontology annotation, biological process: post-translational protein targeting to membrane, translocation. The transcript is spliced from 3 exons. The coding region runs from base 260 to 1015 and encodes 251 amino acids. Gene Ontology annotation, cellular component: Sec62/Sec63 complex. NCBI's taxonomy places the organism in Eukaryota, Fungi, Ascomycota, Eurotiomycetes, Eurotiales, Trichocomaceae. The record is from RefSeq and is a predicted model, not a curated record.
GCCAAUGGGAGGACCCGGGAUCAUCAAAGAAGAUCCCGGGGGAAUGUGACCGAUUUUCUAUGUUCGAUUCUUUUCACUCUUUCAACACCAAGCACUCACUCGGAAAUUACAACUCGUUUACACGCAGAACCUGAGGCCGGAAUAGUCUGUCACCAGCAUCGCCAUCUGCAAUCCCUCUUUUCGCACGCGCAUCCAGAGCUCGCGCUCUGAGCCACCGUUUCUUUGCACACGAGCAUAGUCUCCUCGUCCAAUAUACACAAUGGUUGACUGGCUUCGUCUCGCUAUACCGUUUGCCUAUCUUGGCAUCCUGAUAGGCUCGCUAGCCAUAUUUUCAUCGCUGUACCGUAAACGAAAAGCAGCCAAAGCUUUAUCCCUGGAGCCAUGGUUCCCUUCACACCUCCAACGAGAUAUAUACAAUUCGCUGCUACAUCUUGAGCAGCCCACGACAUCGGGGAAGGAGAAGAAAGCCCCCGCUGUACCAGAGACUGUGUUGAAGGCUGCGCUCCUGCGUCGGGCCGCUGAGGAUAUUAAGCGAGUUAUGGCCAUCAGAGAUCAAAAGCAGGCUCUUGCUUUGCUCUUACAACGAGGCAGUGUUGGUGACGACCUCUGGCAACGAUUUACACGAGCAGAGAAAGAAAUGGAGGAUGAAGUUCGUGAUGUGGUUCAAGAAGCCAACGCAUAUGCUCCCAACUGGGGUCAAGUUAUCUUCCAGUCAGCCCGAGAAAUGGACCAGAACAACUUAUUCCGACAACGUAUUGAGGACUACCAGAGCAAAGCCAGCGAGGAACGACAAUGGUGGGACCGCAAGAAAGCCAGCAUUCAAGAGGGAUUCAUGAAAGAACUGGACGAGGAAGAAGGUUCAAAGGCAGCCGGAAACAAGAACACCGAAAAAGCUGCUGCUCCAGCAUCAACUACAGGCACAAGUGACGACGAUGGGGUUUUGGUUGAAUCUGAAGGGAUAAACGUCACAAGUGGCACGAGCAGUGUCAAGAAGAAGAAGAAGGGCAAGAAGUGAGGGAUUUAAUGGAGUUUUUUUUUUGGUGCUUUUGACCUUGACAGUGCUGUAACAUCGCGGUUGGCGGUCUUGUUUUAUUCUGUCACAUGUCUUUUAUUCUUCUAUUCUUCUUUUUUUAAGCCGUUUUCGAAGAAUACAUUGUAACACCAACAGGCCUUAGGGAUGUUUAGAAAUUUAUGCUCCAGACAAAGCAGUCUAACGUUGAUAGAUGUUUGUUCCAUCUUUAGGAUAUCUACAUAUUAAUGGAGGUCAGAUUUCAAUUAUGUA